CAGCUGUCAAUUAAAAUGUCUGAUAUGUUAUCAAACAUUGCUUUCUAUUAACAAUAUUAUAUUUUCCCAAUAAAGUAAUUAUUACUUUAUUAAACCUAAUGCAAAAUGCCCCCUAAAAAGCAACCGGAGAAGCAAACUAAAGCUGGCGGAGGUAAAUCCACUGGUGGAAAAUCCGGCGGCGAUGCAAAAGAAUCUGCUGCAAAAGAAAAAAAAGGUGGGACAGCUGUCAAAGUACGUCAUAUUUUAUGUGAAAAACAAUCCAAAUGUUUGGAGGCACUGGAAAAAUUGAAAGCUGGACAAAAGUUUCCCGAUGUAGCGGCAGCUUAUAGUGAAGACAAAGCGAGACAAGGCGGAGAUUUGGGUUGGAUGACCCGUGGGUCUAUGGUUGGGCCUUUCCAGGAUGCAGCAUUUGCUCUUCCUAUAUCAUCAAUCACCAACCCUGUAUACACGGAUCCACCCAUUAAAACGAAGUUCGGCUAUCAUAUUAUUAUGGUUGAAGGGAAAAAAUGACAGACAUGGUGUUUGAGUUUGAGUAUUUCUGGGCUAUUCUAUUACUAUUUGUCAUGGAAAGAAUUUGUUGCCUCCAAGAACAAUUUGAUAAAGAUUAUAUGUUAUUACCUGAUCCACCCACUUUUAGCAUGUCUAUAAUAUCUGACAUAGAUGGUUUUGCAAACCGAGAGUGAGUAUAAUUCACACACCAUCAUUCCUACAUAAACUAUUUUAAGUGACAUUUGGUUUUGUGUUUUUUAAAUGCAUAUUUCUAUGUACAUUUGAAAAUGAUUACUACAAAGUAUUGUAGAUAUUGUCUAAUGUAUGUUCAUAAUUUUUUUUUUUUUUAGCCUUUUUAUUCCAGUAACUGGACCCCAUUCUGGGUAUAGGCCUCCUCCAACCUUUUCCAUAAGUAUAGGGACUUUCCCUUUAUUCAUCCAUUCUUUUCCCACUUCUUGUACGAUAUCGUCUUUCCAACGUUGUUUUGGUCUGCCGACUUUCCUUGCGCCUGGUGGGCCUAUCCAUUUCAUGGUUUGGUUUGUCAUGUUCAUAAUUAAUGCAUCUAAAUUUAAUCAUAUUUACAUUUAAAGUUAUUCCUUACAUUUUUUUUCAAACAUACAAUAGUUUAUAUAGUAGCCAUUAAUAUGUAGAUAGUUAUAAAACUGUUUAUAGGGUUAGGUGUAAGUUACUCAAGAUAUAAUACUUAAUUUUUGCAUUUAAUUGUUACAGUUUAAGUCUGAAGUUGAGUUUUCUUCGAUUGUGCCGUAUGAUGCAUAUAACAAUAAUAUUAACUGUAAUAUUCUUCUGCAACAUGUGUUUAUGGUUUGUAAUGACUAAGAAAAUUGGGCCCAGAUCUUUUGAAUAUCGGUUUAGAUUUACCUUACCAGCUUGAUGUAAAAUGUUAUACAAAAUUUAUAUCCAUUAAUAAACACAGUUUAUAAACAA
Papilio polytes (common Mormon) is the source of this 1434-nucleotide messenger RNA. Its product is annotated as peptidyl-prolyl cis-trans isomerase NIMA-interacting 4. Gene Ontology annotation, molecular function: DNA binding; peptidyl-prolyl cis-trans isomerase activity. The record is from RefSeq and is a predicted model, not a curated record. The coding region runs from base 106 to 510 and encodes 134 amino acids. Gene Ontology annotation, biological process: rRNA processing. The transcript has 2 exons. NCBI's taxonomy places the organism in Eukaryota, Metazoa, Arthropoda, Insecta, Lepidoptera, Papilionidae.